UAAAACGAAAGCGAAACAUAAAGUGCUGUCAUCUGAUUAUUGAUUAGAGGUGGUAACGCUUCUUUUCUGUAUGAGCUGUUCGGUUUCUUUAUAAGAUUUAGAGAAUCAUCUUUCCCCUCAAAUCAGUUCGCUGGUCGUUUCAAACAGGAAACUGCGGGUGCAACAUGGCAGGAACCGGCGACCUGGAUGAAGGAUUCUACUCCCGGCAGCUGUAUGUUCUGGGUCACGAGGCGAUGCACCGGAUGGGCACAGUCAACGUCCUCAUAGCAGGAAUGAGAGGUCUGGGAGUGGAAAUAGCCAAAAACGUGAUCUUAUCCGGAGUUAAGUCUGUCACAGUGCAGGAUGAGGGCCAGACUGCGUGGACUGACCUUUCAUCACAGUUCUAUCUGCAGGAGUCACAUCUGGGUCAGAACCGAGCCACAUGUUCCGUACAACAGCUGUCUGUCUUAAAUCCACAUGUGCAUGUGUCAGCACACACCGGACCACUUGAUGAAGACCUGCUCCUGAAAUUUGAGGUGGUGGUCCUCACUGACUCAUCAUUAGAUGAUCAGAAGCGUUUUGGUGAGCUCUGCCAUUCACAUGGAAUAAAGUUCAUAGUUGCAGACACCAAAGGACUCUGUGGCCAGCUGUUCUGUGACUUUGGUGAGAAGUUUGAGGUGUUGGAUCGUGAUGGAGAGAUGCCUGCAACAAUCAUGAUAGAAAGAAUCACUAAGGAAAAUCCAGGAUUGGUUGUGUGCACAGAUGACCAGAAACAUGGACUUUCAGAUGGCUGUAAAGUUAUCUUCUCUGAAGUCCAAGGCAUGACGGAGCUCAACAGCAUCGGCCCCGUGGAGAUCAAAGUCUGUGGCCAAUAUUCCUUCACAAUCUGUGACACUUCAGCCUUUUCUGAGUAUGAACGGGGAGGGGUAGCAACUGAGGUUAAACAGCCAAUCCAGCUAGACUUUAAACCACUGAGCGAGGCUCUACAAGAUCAUCAGCUGCUGAUAUUUAAUGACUUUGGAAAAAUAUCAAGACACAACACCUUGCACCUGGCAUUCCAAGCCCUCCAUAGCUUCGUAAAGAAGGAGCAGCGGCUCCCUCAGUCUUGGUCUCAGUCAGAUGCAGAUUUCCUGGUUGCCUUGGUGAGAGAGCUGAAUGCAGUAGCACAGGUGGACCAGCUGGAUGAGGAUGCAGUGCGGAGACUGUCCUACACAGCACAGGGGGAUUUGGCUCCUAUGAAUGCUUUCUUUGGAGGUUUAGCUGCUCAGGAAGUUAUUAAGGCAUGUAGUAGGAAAUUCACCCCUCUUCAGCAGUGGUUAUACUUUGAUGCUCUGGAGUGUCUCCCUGAGGAGGGCGGUCAACUGGAGGAGCGCUCAUUUUCAUCAAAAGGCACCAGGUAUGAUGCACAGAUUGCUGUCUUUGGUCCAGCAUUCCAGGAGAAGCUUGGGAACCAGAAGUAUUUCCUGGUUGGAGCUGGUGCUAUUGGCUGUGAGCUUCUCAAAAACUUUGCCCUCAUUGGGCUUGGUGCAGGAGAAGAGGGCCACAUCACUGUAACAGACAUGGACUAUAUAGAAAGAUCCAAUCUAAACCGCCAGUUCCUGUUCAGGUCUCAGGAUAUUGGGAAGCCUAAGUCAGAGAUUGCAGCCAAGGCCGUCCGUGAGAUGAACCCACAGGUGAAAAUCACUGCUCAUCAGAACCGCUUGGACUCUGACAGUGAGGGAGUGUAUGACUACAACUUCUUCAUGGGUCUCGAUGGAGUGGCUGCAGCCCUUGAUAAUGUGGAAGCCAGGGUUUAUUUGGAUGGACGCUGCGUUCAACACCAGAAGCCAUUGCUGGAGGGAGGAACUUUAGGAAGCAAGGGUCAUACUCUGGUGGUGGUGCCUCACCUGACUGAGUCUUAUGGUCCGGCUAAAUCAAGUUCCAGUAAUGCCAUCCCAUUGUGCACUCUCAAGAACUUCCCCCACAGAAUUGAGCACACCCUGCAGUGGGCCAGAGACCAGUUUGAAGGACUGUUUAAACAAACACCUGAAAAUGUGAAUCUCUUUUUGAGAGAUCCAGGCUUUGUAGAACGAACCCUAGCCAAUGGAGACGCUGAAGCCGUGGAGAUUCUCGAAGGGGUGUGGAACAGCCUGCAGGACAUGGCAGAUGGAGGAAAGCAUCCAAAGAUUUGGGAGGACUGUGUCAGCUGGGCACGCUGCAAGUGGGAAACACUCUAUAACAAUGAUAUCUGUCAGCUGCUGCACUGUUUCCCUCCUGGACAGGUGACCAGUAAUGGUCUACCCUUCUGGUCUGGAUCCAAGAGAUGCCCUCAUGCACUGACCUUCGACCCUAACAAUAUUACCCACAUGGACUAUGUGGUGGCUGCAGCUAACCUGUAUGGGCACAUCUAUGGGAUCAAAGGGACAGGAGACAGGAACUCUAUAAGAGAAACCUUAGCAAGGGUCAAAGUACCAUCUUUUACUCCCAAGUCCUCUGUGAAAAUUCACACUACGGACGAGGAGAUGGAGGAGGACAGAAAAAAGAAGGGUGAUGACAAUGAAAAAGUCCAACUUGAGGAACUGAAAAGAAAGUUGUCCUCAUUGAAAAACUCAGCUCAGAUGUGCCCCAUCGACUUUGAGAAGGAUGAUGACAGCAACUUCCACAUAGACUACAUCGUUGCUGCAUCUAACCUGAGAGCAGAGAACUACGACAUCCCUGCAGUUGAUCGCCACCAGAGUAAGCGCAUCGCUGGAAGGAUUAUCCCCGCCAUAGCCACCACAACAGCCGCAGUGGCAGGUCUGAUGUGCCUGGAGCUGUUUAAACUGAUUCAGGGUCACAAGAAGAUCAGCUCCUACCGCACAGCUUACCUCAACCUGGCUGUACAGUACUUUGUCCUGUCCCAGCCAUGCCGCCCUCAGGACUUCGAAGUUGCAGGAAAGAAAUACACCCUGUGGGAUGACUUCCUUGUUGAGGGCAGAGGCAGCAAUCAGCAGGAAAUGACCUUGGGAGAUCUGCUGCAGCAUAUCAAGGAGAAGUAUGACUUGAACAUCUGCAGUCUUUUCUAUGGACCUGCCAUCCUGUACAAUGGACAUGAAGAAAGGCUGAAGAAAAGUGUGUCUGAUGUGGUGAAAAUGGUAACAAAGGCAGACAUCCCACCUCAUAAGAAGAUGCUAGAGUUGAUCCCUUCUUUUGCUGAAGAUGAGGACUGCGAACUGGUACCAACUAUCAGAUAUAUGCUCAAGUGACACAGCCAGUGUGAGGUUUCUUCACUGAAAAGGUUCAAAGCAAUUCAACCCUCCAGAGAGAUACUGAGGUUUAAUAAACUCAUUUUUAAACUUUUCUGCUAAUUUUGAAAUGUAAUUUUUUUAGCAGGUUGAAACAAUCUAUGGUACCUGACCUAUGCCCAAAAAAUAAUGAAUGCCAAAUGCUCCAAGACUAACAUACAAUUUAUCAUUUGCUUUUUUUUGUCACUUUUUAAUAAGACUACAUUGGAAUCUUGGUAAACUGCCAUUUCCUUUGUCAUUUUCCUAUGUGAAAUUUUACCUUAAAGUCAUGUUAUUAAUUAUGACUCAUAAAUAAAGUGUCAAGCUCUCCAUAAUCUAUA
Messenger RNA from Melanotaenia boesemani (Boeseman's rainbowfish), 3562 nucleotides. It is a transcript of the gene uba7, whose product is annotated as ubiquitin-like modifier activating enzyme 7. Gene Ontology annotation, molecular function: SUMO activating enzyme activity. The coding region runs from base 165 to 3203 and encodes 1012 amino acids. The record is from RefSeq and is a predicted model, not a curated record. NCBI's taxonomy places the organism in Eukaryota, Metazoa, Chordata, Actinopteri, Atheriniformes, Melanotaeniidae. The transcript is spliced from 24 exons. Gene Ontology annotation, biological process: protein sumoylation. Gene Ontology annotation, cellular component: SUMO activating enzyme complex; cytoplasm.